Diatraea saccharalis (sugarcane borer) is the source of this 1403-nucleotide messenger RNA. The record is from the annotation of a GenBank genome assembly. NCBI's taxonomy places the organism in Eukaryota, Metazoa, Arthropoda, Insecta, Lepidoptera, Crambidae.
CAUUUAUAAUCUCAUUUUAAUAACUUAAGUAUGUGUCGAGAAUAAGUAAGAUACCGAGCCUGUAUAUUUAAAUAGCAACCCAAUAGUAUUAUCCCUUUAUCACUAAAGAGGUUAUAUUCUAAUGAACCUCCUGCAAGUUCCGCUCUGUGUGUUGCUUGCAGCAUUGUCUGUGGUCAGUAGUACGACGUCUACCAGCCGGUAAGGAUGCGUGCGUCUGCGCAACAACUCGUCGCAAUUACGGUGGCGCUGCUUUACCAAGGGGCGAGUGGUCAACGGCAUCCGAUCAAGGAGGCUUUAUUUCUUCACAAUGAUAAUUACAACGCGACAUUUGAGGACUGCGUGUGGCGACGCGAGAAGGAACCGUGCCCCGACCCUGACGUGAUAUUCAACAUGUACACAGAAGCUGAACCGGUCAAGAAAACCGUGGACUUGUUUAGCGAAGAUUGGCUGCGACAGAGCGGCUGGGAGCCCUCGCACGAGACCAUCCUGCUGGUACACGGGUACGCGGGCGGGGACGACACACUGCCCAUCACUGUGCUCAGAGAUGCGUAUCUCCGUCGUGGCGGCUACAACGUCAUCAUGAUGGACUGGGGUGCGCUAUGUCAGCCGCCCUGUUAUGUGGCUGCAGUACAUAACCUGCGGCCGGUGGCGAAAUGUGCCGCUGAAGCGCUUGGCACGUUGAGGAGAGCAGGACUGCGCCCCGACCGCCUCACGUGUGUCGGGCACUCGCUGGGAGCUCACAUGUGUGGUAUCAUGGCCAACUACCUCACAUUCAGACUGAAUAGAAUCAUAGGGCUAGAUCCAGCGAGACCUCUGAUCAGGUCAGCGCCCGCUCUCCGCCUGGACCCGGGUGAUGCGCGUGCGGUGCACGUGUUGCACACCAACGCGGGGCGGUACGGUGAAGCGGCAAGACUUGGACACGCCGAUUUCUGCCUCAACGGUGGACGUAGUCAACCUUACUGCGAGGAUACACCGAAUGAAGCGUUAUGCAGCCACAUCUGGUCGAUCUGCUACCAGGCGGAGAGUUUGUUCCGUGAGCGGGCGGCGAUCCCGUGCGGGCGGCGGUGCUCCGUGCGCGUGCCCCCCUCGCGCGCCUCCGCCCUGCCCGUGCCGCUGGGACAACCCGCCCCCAUGACGGCAUCAGGCGCAUACUGCGUGGAAGAUUUCUCGACGCCGUUCUGUCCGUCGACGUCCGGUCUAUCGGAAGGCGACUCUCGUUGUUGCCUGGACGCGCAGUACGCGGCCGCCGCCACCACCACCGCCCCGGCCCGCCCCCGCCCCCUCGUGCGCCUGCGCGCCACCAGGAUUAAACCCGCGCCCACAAAUCAGUCAGACCAGGCGAUCUGACAGGAGAACGUCGGGCACGAGACGUAUUGACAUAUAUGGAUCAUUUACACGAAGCC